AUGGCUGCCUUUGUAUGUAAACGUGCUCAUAAUGAAAGGGUGCUGAAAUCAGGACAUCAGAAAUCUUUAUUUCCAACUUCCCAGCCUGGGAACAUAUUUGGAAAACCAAUACCAAGCGAUUGCUUCCUAGCACGUCCUAAAAACGCUAGAACAAACGUCGUAACAUCACCUGGUGGAUUUAAGUGGCCAACUACACAGGAAGAUGAGAUUGCAGUACGAACCAUACUAGUAGGUGACCGUGACUCAUCAAAGAUACUACUAGUAGGUGACCGUGACUCAUCAAAGAUACUACUAGUAGGUGACCGUGACUCAUCAAAGAUACUACUAGUAGGUGACGGUGACUCAUCAAAGAUACUAGUUAGUAGUAUCUUUGAUGAGUCACGGUCACCUACUAGUAGUAUCUUUGAUGAGUCGAGGUCACCUACUAGUAGUAUCUUUGAUGAGUCGAAGUCACCUUCUAGUAGUAUCUUUGAUGAGUCACGGUCACCUACUAGUAGUAUCUUUGAUGAGUCGAAGUCACCUACUAGUAGUAUCUUUGAUGAGUCGAAGUCACCUACUAGUAGUAUCUUUGAUGAGUCACGGUCACCUACUAGUAGUAUCUUUGAUGAGUCGAGGUCACCUACUAGUAGUAUCUUUGAUGAGUCAAUGUCACCUACUAGUAGUAUCUUUGAUGAGUCGAGGUCACCUACUAGUAGUAUCUUUGAUGAGUCACGGUCACCUACUAGUAGUAUCUUUGAUGAGUCGAGGUCACCUACUAGUAGUAUCUUUGAUGAGUCGAUCUCACCUACUAGUAGUAUCUUUGAUGAGUCGAGGUCACCUACUAGUAGUAUCUUUGAUGAGUCGAUGUCACCUACUAGUAGUAUCUUUGAUGAGUCACGGUCACCUACUAGUAGUAUCUUUGAUGAGUCGAAGUCACCUACUAGUAGUAUCUUUGAUGAGUCGAAGUCACCUACUAGUAGUAUCUUUGAUGAGUCGAAGUCACCUACUAGCAGUAUCUUUGAUGAGUCGAAGUCACCUACUAGUAGUAUCUUUGAUGAGUCACGGUCACCUACUAGUAGUAUCUUUGAUGAGUCGAGGUCACCUACUAGUAGUAUCUUUGAUAAGUCGAUGUCACCUACUAGUAGUAUCUUUGAUGAGUCGAAGUCACCUACUAGUAGUAUCUUUGAUGAGUCACGGUCACCUACUAGUAGUAUCUUUGAUGAGUCGAGGUCACCUACUAGUAGUAUCUUUGAUGAGUCACGGUCACCUACUAGUAGUAUCUUUGAUGAGUCACCGUCACCUACUAGUAGUAUCUUUGAUGAGUCACGGUCACCUACUAGUAGUAUCUUUGAUGAGUCGAGGUCACCUACUAGUAGUAUCUUUGAUGAGUCGAAGUCACCUUCUAGUAGUAUCUUUGAUGAGUCACGGUCACCUACUAGUAGUAUCUUUGAUGAGUCGAAGUCACCUACUAGUAGUAUCUUUGAUGAGUCGAGGUCACCUACUAGUAGUAUCUUUGAUGAGUCGAGGUCACCUACUAGUAGUAUCUUUGAUGAGUCGAGGUCACCUACUAGUAGUAUCUUUGAUGAGUCAAUGUCACCUACUAGUAGUAUCUUUGAUGAGUCGAGGUCACCUACUAGUAGUAUCUUUGAUGAGUCACGGUCACCUACUAGUAGUAUCUUUGAUGAGUCGGGGUCACCUUCUAGUAGUAUCUUUGAUGAGUCGAUGUCACCUACUAGUAGUAUCUUUGAUGAGUCGAUGUCACCUACUAGUAGUAUCUUUGAUCAGUCACGGUCACCUACUAGUAGUAUCUUUGAUGAGUCGAUGUCACCCACUAGCAGUAUCUUUGAUGAGUCGAGGUCACCUACUAGUAGUAUCUUUGAUGAGUCACGGUCACCUACUAGUAGUAUCUUUGAUGAGUCGAUGUCACCUACUAGUAGUAUCUUUGAUGAGUCGAGGUCACCUACUAUACUGACGAGAUAA
Messenger RNA from Mercenaria mercenaria, 1959 nucleotides. Its product is annotated as nuclear pore complex protein DDB_G0274915-like. Gene Ontology annotation, cellular component: extracellular matrix. Lineage: Eukaryota; Metazoa; Mollusca; Bivalvia; Venerida; Veneridae. The transcript is spliced from 3 exons. Gene Ontology annotation, biological process: extracellular matrix organization. The record is from RefSeq and is a predicted model, not a curated record. Bases 1 to 1959 code for a protein of 652 amino acids.